AUGGAGAUGAAUUAUGAUCCAGAGAUGCAGUUAAAAUUGGCUUGUCCAGAAUCAGAAAGAGCUCAUACAAAGGGCAACAUUCCAGAGAGAGGCCAGUGGUCAAAUAAAGUUGAAUUUCUCCUGGCUGUCGCUGGGCAAAUUGUCGGUUUAGGAAAUGUGUGGAGGUUCCCAUACUUAUACUACAAGAAUGGAGGAGGAGUAUUUUUAAUUCCAUAUUUGUUCUUCCUAUUUGUCUGUGGCAUUCCACUGUUCCUCAUGGAGAUAUCAUUGGGUCAGUAUACCAGUCAGGGUGGCAUCACCUGCUGGAGGAAAAUCUGCCCCCUGUUUGAACGAUUGGGCUAUGGAACUCUGGUGGCUGUGUUGUACUCCAGCAUCUACUACAUCCUAAUUUUGGCCUGGGCAUUCUUCUAUCUUUUUUCUUCCUUUAGUGCUGAAUUACCAUGGGCUACCUGCAACAAUUUCUGGAAUACCGCCCCACAAUAG
Molecule: messenger RNA, 483 nt
Organism: Neoarius graeffei (lesser salmon catfish)
Lineage: Eukaryota; Metazoa; Chordata; Actinopteri; Siluriformes; Ariidae
Product: sodium- and chloride-dependent betaine transporter-like
Exons: 4
Coding region: 1-483 (160 amino acids)
Biological process (GO): sodium ion transmembrane transport
Cellular component (GO): membrane
Source: RefSeq, a predicted model, not a curated record